UGCCGAAGGGCGCUGAGCACCUAGGUAAUGAUUAAUGGCCGUGCCCACCCGGGGGGCGGGGAGGGGAUAAAGGGGGCUGCGGGGCGGGAGCCAGGCGCUCACACGCGUCCCCUCUCCGCCCUCCCGGCAGCAUGACACCUGCGGCCCCGCUCCACCUGCUGCUGCUCUGCCUGCUGAGCGGCCGCCGGCUGCGCGGGGAGCCCGGGCAAGGCGCGGGCACCUGGGCUCGCUUCGCCCGCCUGCCCUACCCGGAGGACGAGCUCUUCCUCUACGACACCUUCCCCGCGGGCUUCCUGUGGGGGGCGGGCAGCGCCGCGUACCAGGCCGAGGGGGGCUGGCGCCAGGGCGGCAAAGGCGCCUCGGUGUGGGACACCUUCGCGCACCGGGCGGCGCCGGCCGGCGCCCGCCAGCCCCAGCCGCUGCCCUCGGCGCCCGCCGGCGGGGACGUGGCCAGCGACAGCUACAACAACCUCUUCCGCGACACGGAGGGGCUGCGGCGCCUGGGCGUCUCCCACUACCGCUUCUCGCUCUCCUGGGCGCGCCUGCUGCCCAACGGCACCGCGCCCCCCAGCCCCUCCGGCCUGGCGCACUACGGCCGCCUGCUGGCCCGCCUGCGGCAGCUGGGCGUGGAGCCCGUGGUGACCCUCUACCACUGGGACCUGCCGCAGCGCCUGCAGGACGCCUACGGGGGCUGGGCCAGCCCGACCCUGGCCGAGCUGUUCCGGGACUACGCCGGGCUCUGCUUCAAGCACUUCGGCGGCCAGGUCCGCUACUGGCUCACCAUCGACAACCCCUACGUGGUGGCCUGGCACGGCUACGCCACCGGCAGGCUGCCCCCGGGCGUCAAGGGCGGCCCGCCGCUGGGCUACAGGGCGGCGCACAACCUCCUCCAGGCCCACGCCAAAGUCUGGCAUCUCUACAAUGAUCAUUUUCGUCCAACUCAAGGAGGCCAAGUGUCCAUUGCCCUCAGCUCCCACUGGAUAAAACCUCAAGCUAUGACUGAACAAGACAUACAAGAAUGUCAAAAAUCCCUUGACUUUGUGUUGGGCUGGUUUGCUAAACCCAUAUUUAUUGAUGGUGACUACCCUCAGAGCAUGAAGAAUAACCUCUCAUCUCUGCUGCCUGAAUUCAGUGAUGCAGAGAAGAAGUAUAUCAAGGGAACAGCUGACUUUUUUGCUCUUUCUUUUGGAGCAACACUGAGUUUCCAGCUCUUGGACUCUCAGAUGAAAUUCCAUCAGUUGGAAUCACUAAGCCUGAGGCAGCUCCUUUAUUGGAUAAGCCGUGAAUAUAACAAGCCCAAAAUAUUCAUUGUGGAGAACAGCUGGUUUGUCUCUGGUAGCACCAAGCGAGAUGAUGCCAAGUAUAUUUAUUAUCUCAAGAAGUUCAUUAUGGAAACUUUAAAAGCCAUCAGAUAUGAUGAAGUUGAUGUCUUUGGGUACACCGUUUGGUCCCUCAUGGAUGGCUUUGAAUGGCAUAGAGGAUACAGCAUUAGACGUGGAUUAUUUUAUGUUGAUUUUCAAAGCCAUGACAAGAAGUUUUUGCCAAAGUCUUCAGCUUUGUUCUACCAAAAGCUAAUUGAGAGAAAUGGCUUCCCGCCUUUACCUGAGAAUCAACCCAUAGAUGGGAAGUUUCCCUGUGACUUUGCUUGGGGAAUUGUUGAUAACUACGUUCAGGUAGACACAACCCCCACCCAAUUCCUUGACACUAAUGUAUACGUGUGGGAUGUUCACCACACUAAGAAACUUAUUAAAGUUGAUGGAGUUGCUACCCCAAAACGUAAGCGUCACUGUGUUGACUUUGCUGCCAUCAGGCUCCAGAUCUCGCUGCUGCAGGAAAUGCAUGUCACACAUUUUCAUUUUUCACUGAAAUGGUCUUUGAUUCUCCCUUUGGGUAACCUGUCUCAAAUCAACCACACAUUCUUGCACUAUUAUCAGUGUUUUGUUAGUGAACUUCUCAGAGUUAAUAUAACUCCUGUUGUAGCUUUAUGGCAACCUAUGGCUGACAACCAAGGGCUUCCUGUUGUGCUAGCCAAAUAUGGAGCCUGGGAGAACCCAGAGACUGUUCAAGCCUUUGUUGAGUAUGCCAAGCUCUGCUUCAAAAGUCUGGGCCACCAUGUCAAAUUUUGGAUUACAAUGAAUGAACCCUAUGUGAGGAACCUGACAUACUCUGCAGGGCAUAAUCUGUUGAAAGCCCAUGCUAAAGCCUGGCACCUGUAUGACAAAGAAUUUAGAAGAUCUCAGAAAGGUAAAAUAUCUAUAGCUCUGCAAGCCGAUUGGGUAGAGCCAGCCUGUCCUUUUUCCAAAAAUGACCAAGAAGUUGCUGAUCGAGUUCUAGAAUUUGACAUUGGCUGGCUUGCUGAGCCCAUCUUUGGGAACGGUGACUAUCCACAUGUGAUGAGAGAAUGGCUUCACCAAAGAAACAGCAUUGAUUUAUACAAUUUCCACUUGCCUUAUUUCUCUGAAGAAGAAAAGAAAUUAAUCCAAGGCUCAUUUGAUUUUUUUGCCUUAAGUCAUUACACCACUAUUCUUGUGGACUGGGAAAAAGAAGAUGCACUGAAGUAUGAUCACUAUCUUCAAGUUCAAAUGAUAAAAGACAUCACAUGGCUGAACUCCCCAAGCAGAGCCGCUGUGGUGCCCUGGGGACUGCGCAAAAUGCUCAAGUGGGUUAAAUCCAAGUAUGGGGAUGUCCCAGUUUAUAUUACAGCCAAUGGAAUUGAUGAUGAUCAGAAUAUGGCUCAAGAUAAACUGAGAGUAUAUUACAUACAAAAUUAUAUCAAUGAAGCUUUAAAAGCAUACACCCUGGAUAAUGUCAAUCUACGGGGAUAUUUUGUCUAUUCUUUUAAUGACAGGACUGCUCCCAAAUACGGCCUCUAUCGUUACAUUGCUAAUCAGUAUGAGCCGAAGCCUUCCAUGAAACAUUACAGAGGAAUAAUUGACAAUAAUGGUUUUCCCAGUUCAGAAACUCCUGAUAGACUGUGCCCAGAAAUGCUUGUCUUGUGCCCUGAAUGCAACCUUUUCCAAACCAGAAAAUCUUUAUUAGCUUUUAUAUCUUUUAUAUUUUUUGCUUUUAUUUGUACUGUAUUCUUCAUUAUUUACUACUCUAGGAGGGUUGAAAGAAGGUAUAAAUAGUGCUGCCCCUUCGCAUCCAGCACUCGCUACUCCUUCAUCUGCAUUCCCUUGGGAAUUCUGAAAUAAUGGCACACAAGGUUGUAAUCACUUCAAUACUAGGGAACCAUUUGCACUUUAUAAUACUGUGAAGCACUGAAGUUGAAAAUGGAUUGUGAACAUAGGGCCCUGAAAUCCUUCUCUGUGUUUUAAUACUUCUGGUUUAUGACGGAUCCUUGAUUGUUGUCAUCAAAUUUAUCUCAGAACUUUGAUUGAGGCCCUUUAUUUGGGCAGGUUUUUUCCACUCGGGUAAGGGUAUUUUUAAAAAAGGCCUACAAUUAGCCUGAUGGUGGAGACACAAACAAAGAUAUUAACUUAGAUGUAUAUUGGGUUUGGUUUUAGUUUAAGACAUAUAGUAGUGGAAAACUACAGAUGUGGAGUUCUCAGGGUGAAAGAUUGAUGAGAAACAAAAGAAACCAUCUCCCCAAACCAGGUGUUAU
This is a messenger RNA of Trachemys scripta elegans, 3604 nucleotides long. It is a transcript of the gene KL, whose product is annotated as klotho. Gene Ontology annotation, biological process: carbohydrate metabolic process. The transcript has 5 exons. Gene Ontology annotation, molecular function: hydrolase activity, hydrolyzing O-glycosyl compounds. Lineage: Eukaryota; Metazoa; Chordata; Testudines; Emydidae. Bases 132 to 3128 code for a protein of 998 amino acids. The record is from RefSeq and is a predicted model, not a curated record.